Argiope bruennichi is the source of this 835-nucleotide messenger RNA. RefSeq names its product U6 snRNA-associated Sm-like protein LSm5. Gene Ontology annotation, cellular component: U4/U6 x U5 tri-snRNP complex; U6 snRNP; Lsm1-7-Pat1 complex. The coding region runs from base 203 to 478 and encodes 91 amino acids. The transcript has a single exon. The record is from RefSeq and is a predicted model, not a curated record. Gene Ontology annotation, molecular function: RNA binding. Gene Ontology annotation, biological process: mRNA splicing, via spliceosome. NCBI's taxonomy places the organism in Eukaryota, Metazoa, Arthropoda, Arachnida, Araneae, Araneidae.
GCGAAAAAGCAAAUUUGAAAUCAUUUGUUUUCUUAGUACACUCGUGUUACAUAAGCCAAUAAAAACACUAUUCAACUCUCGUGGUGUGUUUUCUGAAAUUAAAUAUACCGUUCCGUGUAAACGUUCUUUUGCGUUCAUCUGUAUAAAAAGUAUUUUUGUGAAUCAAUUGUUCACAAAAUCACUUCAAUUGUUCACAAUCACUAUGGCUGCCUCCAGCAUACCUAAUCCUUCAACUUUACUUCCUUUAGAACUGAUCGACAAGUGUAUUGGCUCAAAAAUACAUAUAAUAAUGAAGAAUGACAAGGAAAUUGUCGGUACUUUGCUCGGAUUUGAUGAUUUUGUUAACAUGGUGUUAGAAGAUGUUACCGAAUAUGAAACUACUCCCGAAGGUCGACGAAUUACAAAACUGGAUCAGAUAUUGUUGAAUGGAAAUAAUAUUACUAUGAUGGUGCCUGGUGGUGAAAUGCCUGAUAUAUAAGUUUUAUUUUCACAUAAUUCAGAUUAUGCAUUAUCAAAUUUGGAAAAUUUUAUUGUCACCAUCUUCAAUUUUCAUCAUGUAAAGAUCAAACAUGAUCAUUUAACAUUUUUAAUUCCAAAAUUUGGAAUUUUUGUAAUUGUUAUGUUCAGUUUUCAUCAUGUAAAAAUCAAGCAUGGCCAUUAAUGUUUCUAUUGUAUAUCUGAUCUCCAAAGUCUUACUUGGUACUGUAAUACUGAUCAACAAUAAAGAUUCUUUUGACAUUUAUGAAAUUUCUAAUUUUCAUGGGUAAAGAAUUUUUUUUAAUAAAAAAAAAAUGUACUAACUGAUGUUAUUGGAGACUUUUUGUUCUGAAAUUCG